AUGUCUAAAAUCGCUGUUGCGGGUGGCAAUGGAGGCCUGGGUCGCAUGAUUGUAGAAGCAUUGAUCGCUGCCAAAAAGGAUGUCGUGAUAAUUAGCAGAAAGAGUGACCCGACCAACCAAACUGCAACUGUUGUCGGAAUCAACUAUUCCAACAUCGAAGCCACCAAGAAAAUUCUGGAGGAGCAGAAUGUCGGCACCAUCAUUUCAGCUCUGCCACUUCUCCAGUCAAAUGACCAUGAAUUGAACCUGGUGAAGGCUGCGGAUGCUUCUAGCACCACCAAACGCUUUAUCCAGAGCUCUUGGGGCAUCCCGUAUACAAAGCUCAAGCUGGAAUCUCUAGAGAGUCUAAGUAAGACAUCACUAGAGUACGCCCGUGUUCAUUGCGGGUACUUCCUCGAUUAUUGGGGAAUACCAGAAAUCAAGAGCUACCUUACGCCAGCUACGGUGGUGGUCGAUCUUGCAGGCAACAAGGCGGCUAUUCCCGGCAGCGGCAACACUCCUGUGGUCUUCACGCACACACGCGACGUUGCCGCGGCCACGGUCAAGCUAGUAGAGCUUCCUCGAUGGAAAGUUGACAACUAUAUCAUCGGAGACAAGCUCAGCUUUAACGAGUUAGUUGAUAAAGUGCAAAAUAUCAAAGGUUCCAAGCUAGAGGUUGUAUAUGACUCCAUGGAGAAGCUAAAGAGCGGCCAAAUCACCGAGUUACCAGCACAUGUCAAUGUAUACCAGUUCUUCCCCAAAGAACAACUCCAGUACGUAUUUGCGACAUUUGGUCUCUGGUUUGAGGAGGGUCUCUUCAACCUGGCACCGACCGAGAAUAGCGUGGAUCUGAAUAAGUUCCUUUCAGACGGUGAACUGUUGACCGCUGAGCGUCUGUUCCAGCAAAAGUAUGGUGCAGCGAAAUAG
Molecule: messenger RNA, 906 nt
Organism: Exophiala oligosperma
Lineage: Eukaryota; Fungi; Ascomycota; Eurotiomycetes; Chaetothyriales; Herpotrichiellaceae
Exons: 4
Coding region: 1-906 (301 amino acids)
Source: RefSeq, a predicted model, not a curated record